Juglans microcarpa x Juglans regia is the source of this 474-nucleotide messenger RNA. Its product is annotated as CASP-like protein 4D1. The record is from RefSeq and is a predicted model, not a curated record. The coding region runs from base 1 to 474 and encodes 157 amino acids. The transcript is spliced from 3 exons. NCBI's taxonomy places the organism in Eukaryota, Viridiplantae, Streptophyta, Magnoliopsida, Fagales, Juglandaceae.
AUGGGACUACCCUCCUCUAAGCUUGCCACUCUUUUAUUGAGGGGACUUUCUUUGGCUUUUCUGGCACUAUCACUCACACUUCUUUUUAUCGAUAAGAAGAAACUUAAACGUGGGCAUGUCUACAACUAUAAGGAUGUUCAUAGCUACAGUUACAUGGUUGGAACAAUCGGCAUUGGCAUUGCAUAUACCAUAAUGCAAACAAUAGCAUUUGUGGUCUUACGGAUCAUAACUGACAACGAUAUAUGGGUUUUAGUUGACUUUUAUGGUGACAAGGUUAUAUCAUACUUAUUAGCCACAGGGGCAGCUGCAGGACUUGGUGCUACCUCAGAUUUGGAUAAUAUUGCGUCUCCAGAUUCUGGCCUCGGAGGUUUUUUCGGUAUGGGAUAUGCAUCAGCUACCAUCCUCUUCCUCGCAUUCGUCUGCACGGCAAUCUUGUCAAUUAUGUCCUCCUUUGCACUUCCUAAGGCAGUUUAG